UUUAAGAGGAAAGGUCGGGAAGAGAACGCGGCGUUUAUAGGCCAAGCUAAGGCUCCGAUUUUUAGGGUUUGUGGCGGAAGGAGGGAAGAGGGCUCAAGCUGCUGCGUGGUUGCGCCGAGCUUGGCGGCGCAUGGAGCAGCGAAGAAUUGGAGAUCCGCGACUGUAAGCUGCGGCGCAGGCGCUUGGCUCCUUAGGUCGUCCGGCGGGGCAUUGUAGGGUUUUAGGCUCGGCAGCCAUGACGAUGAACGAUAGGAAGGUAAUCGAGUUGGAGCAGGGAUGGGCGUUCAUGCAGAAGGGCAUCACCAAGUUGAUCAAUCUGCUCGAGGGAGUGGCGGAGCAGCAAUUCAACUCAGAGGAGUAUGCCAUGCUUUACACGACUAUCUACAACAUGUGUACCCAAAAGCCUCCCCAGGACUACUCGCAGCAGCUCUAUGAUCGAUACAGAGAAGCUUUUGAGGAGUACAUCAAUUCCAUGGUCAUGCCCGCGCUCCGAGAGAAGCACAACGAGUUCAUGCUCAGGGAGCUGGUCCAACGAUGGGACAACCACAAGAUAAUGGUCCGAUGGCUCUCUCGCUUCUUUAACUACUUGGACCGCUACUUCAUUGCUAGACGCUCGCUUCCAGCCCUCGGUGAAGUUGGACUAAUGUGUUUUAGGGACUUGGUGUAUCAAGAAAUGAAAAACAACGUGAAAGAUGCUGUGAUCACCUUGAUCGACAGAGAGCGUGAAGGCGAACAAAUUGACAGGGCAUUGCUUAAAAAUGUUCUGGGAAUCUUUGUGGAGAUCGGCAUGGGGAGCAUGGAGGCGUAUGAAGCUGACUUCGAGGCUCCCAUGCUACAAGACACCGCGGCAUACUACUCUCGAAAAGCAGCGUCAUGGAUUGAGGAGGACUCUUGUCCGGACUACAUGCUCAAGGCGGAGGAAUGCCUGAAAAGGGAGAAGGAAAGAGUUGGACACUACUUGCACUCAAGCAGUGAAUCGAAGCUACUCGAGAAAGUACAACAAGAGUUACUUUCACAGUACGAGCAACAGCUCCUUGAGAAGGAACAUUCUGGCUGCCAUGCUUUGUUAAGGGACGAUAAAGUGGAAGAUUUAUCGAGAAUGUACAGGCUUUUCUGUCGCAUCCCGAAAGGGUUGGAGCCCGUUGCUGCAAUCUUUCGAAUGCACGUAACGGAGGAGGGAACUACACUAGUCAAGCAAGCUGAAGAUGCCGCCAGCAGCAAAAAGGCUGAUAAGAAGGAUACUGUUGGUGUUCAGGAGCAGGCUUUUGUUCGGAAAGUGAUUGAGCUGCAUGACAAAUAUUUGCAAUAUGUCAGCGAGUGCUUUGUUAAUCAUUCCCUUUUCCACAAGGCUUUGAAAGAAGCAUUUGAGGUCUUCUGCAACAAAGGUGUUGGGGGAAGCACAAGUGCUGAGUUGCUAGCAACUUUCUGCGAUAACCUCUUGAAGAAAGGCGGGAGUGAAAAGCUUAGCGAUGAAGCCAUUGAAGACACGCUCGAGAAGGUCGUCAAACUUCUCGCGUAUAUCAGCGACAAGGACCUCUUUGCCGAGUUUUACAGAAAGAAGCUUGCGCGGAGGCUUCUCUUUGACAAGAGUGCGAACGACGAUCACGAACGCAGCAUACUGACCAAGUUGAAACAACAAUGCGGUGGUCAGUUUACAUCGAAGAUGGAGGGUAUGGUUACUGAUUUGACCCUGGCGAGAGAGAACCAAACUCUCUUCGAGGAGUAUCUGUCCGAGAAUCCUCAGUCCAACCCGGGUAUUGACCUGACGGUGACGGUCUUGACGACAGGAUUUUGGCCGAGCUACAAGUCUUCAGACCUUGCUUUACCAUCCGAAAUGGUCAAGUGUGUUGAGACAUUCAAGGAAUUCUACCAAACCAAGACAAAGCACAGAAAGCUGACCUGGAUAUAUUCCCUGGGAACGUGCAACAUUGUUGGGAAGUUUGAACCCAAGCAAAUAGAGCUCGUUGUCACAACGUACCAGGCUGCCGUACUACUGCUGUUCAAUGCUGCCGAAAGGCUGAGCUACUCAGAUAUCAAAGGGCAACUAAACCUUACCGACGAGGAUAUCGUCCGACUUUUACAUUCGCUGUCUUGUGCCAAGUAUAAGAUCCUCAACAAGGAGCCUAACACCAAGACAGUUAGUGGGAGCGACACCUUUGAGUUCAACUACAAGUUCACGGACAAGAUGCGCCGAAUCAAGAUCCCGCUGCCUCCAAUGGACGAGAAAAAGAAAGUCAUCGAGGACGUGGACAAGGACAGGCGCUAUGCGAUCGAUGCCUCCAUCGUUCGGAUAAUGAAGAGCCGGAAAGUGCUUCCCCACCAGCAGCUUGUUCUCGAGUGCGUUGAGCAACUAGGGAGGAUGUUCAAGCCCGAUUUCAAGAUCAUAAAGAAGCGGAUGGAGGACCUCAUUGCCCGGGAGUAUUUGGAACGGGACAAGGAUAAUCCCAACAUGUUCAGAUACCUGGCGUGAGGCUGUUGAUAAAAAUCGCGUGUAUUCAUUUUGGAUGGUUUUUUCUUCUUUUUCCUCUUUUCUUGACUAUAAAAAUCGACGACUUUACACGCUA
Messenger RNA from Selaginella moellendorffii, 2564 nucleotides. RefSeq names its product cullin-1. The record is from RefSeq and is a predicted model, not a curated record. Gene Ontology annotation, cellular component: cullin-RING ubiquitin ligase complex. NCBI's taxonomy places the organism in Eukaryota, Viridiplantae, Streptophyta, Lycopodiopsida, Selaginellales, Selaginellaceae. Gene Ontology annotation, biological process: protein ubiquitination; ubiquitin-dependent protein catabolic process. Gene Ontology annotation, molecular function: ubiquitin protein ligase binding. The transcript is spliced from 18 exons. Bases 236 to 2470 code for a protein of 744 amino acids.